Molecule: messenger RNA, 2554 nt
Organism: Sclerotinia trifoliorum
Lineage: Eukaryota; Fungi; Ascomycota; Leotiomycetes; Helotiales; Sclerotiniaceae
Source: the annotation of a GenBank genome assembly
GUGCUUCCCAAGGUGUCAGGGAGAUACCUAGUGACUUGAGUUUUAUCUGUGAUUUCACAAUAUUAAUCACUUCAUUCAUUUCAUUUCGCAUUCACCAAAACCUUCAUAUCAAGGCUGAGUAAUCAUAGAGUCACCAACAGGAUUCCUCCUACAUGAGCCUCACUUUUCCAACUUGCAACUAUCUAUUCAGAUAAUUUCCUCAAUAUAAUUAAUUCUCUUCCCGACCUCGCCCGUUAUCUCAUCCCAUCUUCAAUUCUGAAAUCUCACAGCCCUAUUCAUAGCCCGGCACUCUAUCCGACCUCGGCCAUCUUUCGAUAAUACUUUCUACUAUCUACAACAUUCCUCCUCUUCCCUUGCAACCUCUCCAUUUCGACAACCUUCGAUCUGUGAGCUUCUUAGCUUCUUAGCUUCUCCGCUUCCUCACUAGCAACUACACUUAACAUUCUUUUCUUCUGACCAUCUACUACUUCGAGGUCAAAGCAACUACAUCUUUCUUGCUGAAAUAAAGUUUACUAUUGGGACUGAGGUCAAAUAUUAAGCAUGUCUUUAAUAGUCGAUGGCGUCGAUCUUGACGCACUCAACUACACAAUUCAUGUUCCCUACAAUGGUACCAAUGCAGCUGGAGGUGAUUCCUUAACUGAGGAUCUCAACAUCUUUUAUGAUGUAAGUUUUGCGCACAACACCCCUCAAAUUGAACCCCAAAACUAACUCGUGCGACAGCCUGGUGAUAUUGCCUGGAUGAUCACCUCUACUGCGUUGGUCUUGCUUAUGAUUCCUGGUGUCGGGUAUGUACUUGAGAAAAUAUGGAUAUCUAUACUACAGAGACUAAUCUUUUGAUCUUCAUAGUUUCUUCUAUUCUGGUCUUGCUCGUAGAAAGUCUGCUUUGUCAUUGAUUUGGCUUUCAAUCAUGGCUACUGCAGUGGUUUCUUUCCAAUGGUUCUUCUGGGGUUACUCUCUUGCUUUCUCUCACACCGCUGGAAAAUACAUUGGUGAUUUGGAAAAUAGUGAGUACAAAAUCUUCUAGAACAUUGCACAACAGUAAGCACUAACCACUUGAUCUUCAUAGUUGGCUUCCGAAAUGUCCUUGCAGCACCAUCAGUGGGUUCCUCCAAAAUUCCUGAUCUCAUGUUCGCCGUCUAUCAGGGUAUGUUCGCUGCCAUCACUGUAGCUCUUGCAGUUGGUGCUGUCGCAGAACGUGGUCGCAUGCUUCCAACCAUUGUUUUCAUGUUCGUUUGGUCAACCAUUAUCUAUGAUCCAAUUGCUUGCUGGACUUGGAAUGCCUCCGGAUGGGUUUUCAAAAUGGGUGGUCUCGACUUUGCUGGUGGAACUCCUGUGCAUAUUUCUUCGGGUUGUGCAGCUCUCGCAUACAGUAUUAUGUUGGGCAAACGUCGUGGACAUGGUACUCACGAAUUGAAUUACCGCCCACAUAACGUCACACACAUUGUCAUUGGAACUGUUUUCCUGUGGGUGGGAUGGUUCGGUUUCAAUGCUGGGUAUGUUUUAUCUAACUUCUUUUGCUUGACUUACUUUUGUGUGAUGAGACAUGUAACUUUACGUAAUGUUUCAUCGCAGAUCACUUGGAGGGCAACACCUCUUCACCGAAAUAAAGCUAACUGUAGUGUUCUUUAGUUCUGCUCUUGCAGCUAACAUGCGUGCUAUUAUGGCCGCUGUUGUCACCAACUUAGCUGCCUGUGUCGGUGGUAUCACAUGGUGUGUCCUUGAUUAUCGUCUUGAACGCAAAUGGUCCACUGUCGGUUUCUGCUCUGGUGUUAUUGCCGGUCUCGUUGCUAUUACUCCAGGAUCUGGCUUCGUUCCUGCCUGGGCUGCCGUCAUUUAUGGUGUUGUCGGAGCCGCUGGUGCUAACUAUGCCACCAAGCUCAAGUUUGUUCUCGGAGUCGAUGAUGCUCUUGAUAUCUUCGCUGAACACGCCGUUGGUGGAGUCAUCGGUAACAUUCUCACUGCUUUCUUCGCCGCCGAUUACAUAGCUCAUCUUGAUGGUUUCACCGAAAUCCCAGGUGGAUGGAUUAACCGAAAUUGGGUUCAACUCGGAUACCAACUUGCUGAUUCUGUUUCCGGUGGUGUUUACGCUUUUGGUGGAACAUGCAUUAUCCUCUUUGUCAUGAACCUCAUCCCCGGUCUCUCUCUCCGCGCUACCGAAGAAGCUGAAAUCCUUGGUAUCGACGAUGCCGAGAUUGGCGAGUUCGCUUAUGAUUAUGUUGAGCUUACUCGUGAAGUCUUGAACGACGUAUCCGAAACUGGAAGUAAAUAUUCUGGUCGCGAAAAUGCCGCCACACCUUCUCCUCGUCAGGAAAAAGAAGCCAGACAUUCGGCUCAAGAUGUGGAAGUCUAAAAUUUUAGAUCCUCAAUUUGGAUCUUUCGUCUGUCGUGUUUUUUUUCUUUUUUCUUUGUCUUUUGAUAGACGUACAGCGACUUCGCGUAGACAAUGGUCUUGAUCAACUUCUUUGAUCCUUGAUCCGUAAUUUAUUUCGGCUUUUCUUGUUUAACCUAGGUAUUACUUAGUUCUUUAUGAUUAUACAAAAUUUCAAAUACCCGU